UUCUUUAUUGAUUAACUUCAUUGAAAAAAUAAAACAGUGUAAAGGAUAAAUUUUCUUUCUGAUAUCCAAGUUUUAUAGUUGUUUUUAUAAACACAAGAUGUAUUUCCAAUUCAAGUUUUCCAACCUGCUAGGCACCAUAUACCGCAAAGGUGACAUUAUCUUCAGCAAGGAUGGCUACUCAGUGUAUGUGCCUGUUGGCAAUAAAAUCACACAGUAUGACUUGCGAAAUGAUCGAGCAUCCACCCUUCCCGUUGAAGUUGGUGGAAACUUCACAUCAUUGGCACUAUCUCCAAAUGGCCUCAUUCUAAUUGGAGCAACAGAUUUGGGACAUCUCCAUAUGAUCAGUGUGAUGCGACGUCGCUUACUCUACACCAAAGCUUGCCGUGGACACAUCAGAGCUGUGUCCUUCAGUCCUGAUGGCAAAUACUUGGCUGUGGCUCACUCAUCUACUGUUCACAUGUAUCGAUGUCAUGGAAUGGAACGUCAAGUAUUUAAUCCAUUUGAGACUGAAAAAGUUUGUCCUGCUGCAACCAGUGAUGUUACCUGCUUAAGCUGGUCUUUUGACUCCAGAUUGUUGGUAUUUGGCAGCAAAGACUCGGUGACGAGAGUGGUGCCUGUAAAGCUCAUGGACAUAGGACGACAGGUGGUGGAGCUGAGCUCUGGCAGCUACCCUAUCAGAGGAGUUCACUUCAUUAACAACUCGUAUGGAAUUUAUGUGAUCACCAAAAGUGGUAACAUUCUUCGCUACAAGUGCAAUCUUAAUCCUGAUGAGCUUCAUGAGAAAGUUUUAAAAUCAAGAGAAGAUGAAAGGAAACGUCUUAAAGAAAUGCUACAAGCAGAACACUGCGAGGAUUACGAAACUUGGAAGAAAGAACAUCCUGUUGAAAAUACUUGGCUGGACUUCCACUGUGAUUACCGGCGUUCUAUUGUCACACUCCUGCACCUGGAGGCGCCUCAGGCAGGCUCGGCUCCUGACACGACCUCAGCAGCACUCCUCGCCCUCAGCAAUGAUGACGAAAAUAAGACCGCGCGUCGUGCCACGGCAGGCGUCACGGCGACCUGCUACCACGGCUUGUCUAAGCUGCUGGUGGUUGCCUGCGACACCGGUGACUUUGCUGUCAUGGACACCAGCGACGACUGCUCCGUGCUACACUCACUUAAUGUCUCCAGCCAAGUGAUCAGCAGCGUGGCGCUGAACCUCACAGCGGACUGGCUGGCCCUCGGUGUAGCAGACGCUGGGCAGCUGCUGGUGUGGGAGCUGCGCAGUGAAACUUAUAAACUCAAGCAGCAGGGACAUCGCAAGAGCAUGAGUGUCGUCGCCUACAGUCCUGAUGGCUCUCGUCUUGCUAGCGGAGGAGAAGACUGCAUGGUAAAGUUAUGGUGCACCACGUCUUCCUUUUGCUUCGUGACGUUCAGUGAGCACACCGCCCCCAUCACUGGUAUCGCCUUCACACAGUCUGGUGCAGCUGUGCUGUCCUCCUCAGAAGAUGGCACGGUGCGGGCGUUUGAUCUGACGAGAUAUCGAAACUUCAAGACGCUCACGUCACCGAGAGCAACGCAGUUCACGUGCCUUGCUGUCGACUCGUCUGGUGAACUCGUGGCGGCUGGUGGCAAAGACUCUCAUCAGAUCUACAUCUGGUCAUUAAAACUGGGAUCCUUGCUGGAGGUGCUGAGUGGCCAUAAAGGCCCCGUGACGAGCGUCUGCUUCUCAGCGGUGACAGGGAGCAGCUUCCUGGCGUCGACGGCGCUCGACGGCUCCCUCAAGCUCUGGGACAGCAUCAACACCUCCUCGGCCAGGGAGACCAUCGACCUCCAUUCUGAUGGAGUGUGCGUGCAGCUACGUCCAGACGGGGAGCAGGUGUGCGUGAGCACCAUGGACGGCCAGCUGAACAUGUUCAACACGAACACCGCCGCGCACGAGGGCUGCAUCGAGGGUCGCCGGGACCUGGGUCUCGCCAGGAAAGACCAUGACAAGAUCACAGCCGAGAAGACGCAGCUUGCAAAGUAUUUUCGCGUAUUUUGUUAUUCUAGUGACGGUCUUCAGCUCAUAGCUGGAGGUGAGAGCAAAUUCGUGUGUGUGUACAGCGCCGCUCAGCAGCUCCUUCUCAAGAAGUUCAGAAUCACAAAGAAUCGCACCUUUGAUGGAGCUCUGGGGGUGUACGACAGAUUUAGCACAGCUUACAACGGCAUCAACUUGCGCACCGUGGAGCGCCGGCCAGACCGCUCAGAGGUGACUGCUGAUCGCGGCAUCAAGCUGCCCGGCGUUGCCAAGGGCGACAAGUCCCUCAGGGCCUUCAGAGCUGAGGUCCUCGUCACUGGACUUGCCUUCGCACCCACUGGUCGUAGUUUUGUGGUGUGUUGCACAGAGGGGCUCCUCAUAUACUCGCAGGACACAGACUGGCUCUUUGACCCCGUCAGUCUAGACGUGGACAACACACCUACCGCUGUCAGAAGGAAACUGCAGCGUCAGGAGUGGGGCAUGGCGCUGAUGAUGGCCAUCAAGCUGAACAUCAGCUCAAUAAAGCAAGAGGUGCUCGAGUCCAUCCCUGUUGAUGCAAUGAACGUGGUGUUGACGGGCCUAGCUCCACUAUACGUAGAAGGUCUCCUCCUGUACCUCGCCCAGGGUCUGGAGAGCACCAGGCAUGUGGGGCUGUACGCGCGGUGGACGCGACAGGUGCUCUAUCUUCACGGCCGCUCUCUUAAGCCAAGAGCCCCGCAGCUCAUGUCUGCCAUCAACGCUCUGCAGAGAGCCCUCAACUACCACCACACUUCCCUCAGUAAACUGUGCGCGGCUAACGAGUACACAUUAUCGUACUUGAGACAACAAGGAGCCGUCCUCGAGCACAGAAGUCGCCAGAACGCAUGUAAACAGGAGGAAAAACCGCCGAAUAGCGUGAGCGAUGAAACUGAGGAACCGAUGGACGAAGACCCCAGUGAAGAAGAAGGCAGUGAAUCUCUAUCUGAAGAUGAUCAGUUGCUCUCCGAAUUCGAGUCUGAUUCUAGCUCUGAGAUCGCUGAAAUCGUGGAGUAAAAGAAUUCUCAUG
This is a messenger RNA of Hyalella azteca, 3044 nucleotides long. Its product is annotated as periodic tryptophan protein 2 homolog. The transcript has 19 exons. Gene Ontology annotation, cellular component: small-subunit processome; Pwp2p-containing subcomplex of 90S preribosome. The record is from RefSeq and is a predicted model, not a curated record. The coding region runs from base 98 to 3031 and encodes 977 amino acids. Gene Ontology annotation, molecular function: protein binding. Lineage: Eukaryota; Metazoa; Arthropoda; Malacostraca; Amphipoda; Hyalellidae. Gene Ontology annotation, biological process: ribosomal small subunit assembly; maturation of SSU-rRNA from tricistronic rRNA transcript (SSU-rRNA, 5.8S rRNA, LSU-rRNA).